This is a messenger RNA of Anisakis simplex (herring worm), 303 nucleotides long. The record is from the annotation of a GenBank genome assembly. NCBI's taxonomy places the organism in Eukaryota, Metazoa, Nematoda, Chromadorea, Rhabditida, Anisakidae.
AUGGUGUUCAGUGACGAUGAGUCCGAAAAACGUUUUAUGGCGAAACGUCGACGGCAAAAAGGAACGUCUUUAUCGUCGAAUGCUGAUGAUAGUGCAAAAGAGCAGUCGCAGUGUUCUGGUGAGAAACGUUUGAGAUGUGAACGUCGUGGUAAAUGGCGAAAAGGUGAUGGUCAGCAAGGCCCGAUGAAUCAGAACUCGAAUCGCGGGAGAGGACGUUUCAACAGAGGCAAUUUUGCAUCGAAUAAUGCUGGCGCACCAUCAGGAAGGGGACGAGGCAUGAUGAGAGGGUUUGUUUCACUUCGA